CAGAUACGGUGGGGCUUUCCAGAAAUGCCAGCUCCGGGAUGUCGAAACCUGCCGCAUCCGCCCAGCACUGCCCGGGAGACCUCAGGGUCCCCCCGUGGGAGGGCUCUGGUGCUUUCUGCCAGCAGCUGGCAGCCGCCAAACCCGCUUUCGAUUUCAUUUUUCUCGGUGCUGGUGAGCGUGCGGCUCCACCCGUGGCAACAGGAGCCCGUAUGGUGCAGGGGCUCCCAGUCUCUGCGGCGGCAGCAGCUUCUGAGAAGAGCCGUGGCUGGACCACGGAGACCAUUAACAGCCGUGUGGGACAGGCAGGUGGUGGCCAGUCUCGCAGCCGGUAACCGCUCCGAUGUCUCAGGAAUCGUGGCGGCCGGGCCAUGCCACCGCCCUGCUCAUCCCCAGGCCACGGGGAGGGCGAGCGCGGGUUGCCACCUUCCUGCUGCUGGCCCUGUGUGCCACGGCGCUGUACCUGGCCGGGGAGCCCCUCCUGCCUGCCGCCCGCAGCCUUACCUUCCACUUCCUGGCCCUGGAGAUCAGGGCCCUGCUCAAGGGCAUCUGCUACCUGGCUGAGGAGAUCUUCCACCUCCAAUCCAGGCACCGCGGCAGCUUCUGGAGGGCGCUGAGCGCCUGCUUCUCCCUGCACUGGCACGGGCCCAUGCUGCUCGUCUGCGGCUCAGCCUACGUGGCUCUUCUCCAUGGAGAUGAGCAGCCACUCGGCCUCCACCUCGGCCUGGCCAGCCUCUGUGAGCUCCUCGUCCUCGCUCUGGGGCUCCAGCAGCCCUCAGCGGUGGAAAUGUCUGAGAUGUCUGAGAGGUCCAAGCAGAAUGUCGCUCAUGGGCUUGCCUGGUCUUAUUACGUUGGGUACCUAAAAAUAGUCCUGCCACGGGUGAAAAAGGCGAUGGAGGAAUUCAGCAGAGCCAACCCCAACGUGCCGGCCUGCAGGGAGACUUGGAAGCUCCAUAUCUUGGUCCCUCUGAGCUGUGACAUCUAUGAUGACCUGGAGAAAGCUGACAGCAACAUCCAGUACCUGACAGACCUCAGCGAAACCACCCUGACUCGAGCUGGCACUAAAAAAAGGGUCUACAAGCACAGCCUCUAUAUGAUCAGGGAUGAAGACAAGGUAAAGGUGAAGUGGGGAGAGCAGUCAGCAUGCAUCGGCCCAAAGGUCUUCCUGGCCUCAGAUCCCAGCCCAGAAGUGGCCACAUGGGCAGGACAGUGUCCCCCCUUCCUAUUAGGUACUCCCAGGUUUCAGCAGGUUUCUGCAGGAUGGAGAGGUCCUGUCCAUGCUGGCCACCUGCAUCCCUUCCUCCUGCCUGCCUCCUCCAGGCCCAGCCCUUGCAGGGAUGUUGGGCUCCACUUAACCCCUCCUGGAGUUGAUUUAAAUCUGGAAAACAGCAGAAAACUGAGCAGAAAAAAGCAGAUACGGGGUCCAGAACAUCAUUUCCCAUGGGAUGAAUGAAUAUUUCCUUUUGUUGUGAAGAGGUGCUUGAAAACUUUUCUGCAGAUGGGCCUCUGCCCCUGCGCCCUCGGAGGAGGGAACCCAUUGGUCCUGCUGACACAGCCGCGGACGGAGGUGUUGGCAAGAGCGCUGCUCCUCGCCUGGGUCUCCCUAACUUGCCCUUUGAUGAUGGCUGAGCGCUGAGCUGUGGCUUCUAAAGCUCUUUCUGCAGGGACUCCAGAGCCUCUUUCCUGGCCCUGCUCCUGGGGAAGUACAAUCAGCGCCGGGUUUUUCCUGCUACGAUGCUGUGUUUCAUCUGCCAGUCUCCUGCUGAGUCACUCGGCACCGAGUGAGCUCCAGCAGCUCUGCAGCCUGGACCUGUCCUGACCCACUGCGCGUUGUCACUAAAAUCUGUCCCUGCACUUGCUGCCCGGUGGCGGGUGAGCCCCUGCACGGUGGCGAUGCCAGCUCCCAUCCUUGGCACCUUCAUCCGAAGGCUGGUAGCUCUUCCUGCUACACUGCCUUUACCCAGGGAUCCCACCCCUCUCCCUUUCAAUGCACUUCAUUAAACUUCCCAGUUUGGCCAGUAUAAGACUUACUGGUAACCCUGCUUCUCCCUGGAAUUUUUAUGGCCUUAACA
This is a messenger RNA of Calidris pugnax (ruff), 2069 nucleotides long. It is a transcript of the gene STING1, whose product is annotated as transmembrane protein 173. NCBI's taxonomy places the organism in Eukaryota, Metazoa, Chordata, Aves, Charadriiformes, Scolopacidae. Bases 341 to 1450 code for a protein of 369 amino acids. Gene Ontology annotation, molecular function: 2',3'-cyclic GMP-AMP binding; cyclic-di-GMP binding. Gene Ontology annotation, cellular component: endoplasmic reticulum membrane; autophagosome. The transcript has 6 exons. The record is from RefSeq and is a predicted model, not a curated record. Gene Ontology annotation, biological process: positive regulation of type I interferon production; activation of innate immune response; positive regulation of macroautophagy.